This is a messenger RNA of Eremothecium sinecaudum, 3249 nucleotides long. RefSeq names its product exportin CRM1 (gene CRM1). The record is from RefSeq and is a predicted model, not a curated record. Lineage: Eukaryota; Fungi; Ascomycota; Saccharomycetes; Saccharomycetales; Saccharomycetaceae. The coding region runs from base 1 to 3249 and encodes 1082 amino acids. Gene Ontology annotation, cellular component: nucleus; cytoplasm. Gene Ontology annotation, biological process: protein export from nucleus; ribosomal small subunit export from nucleus; ribosomal large subunit export from nucleus. Gene Ontology annotation, molecular function: small GTPase binding; nuclear export signal receptor activity. The transcript has a single exon.
AUGGAUUCAAUACUGGAUUUCUCUAAGGAGUUGGAUAUCCAACUUUUGGAUCAAAUUGUCGACACUUUCUAUAAGGGAUCGGGUCAUCAACAGAAGCAAGCGCAAGAAACGUUGACCAAAUUUCAAGACCAUCCAGAUUCAUGGCAGCGUGCAGACAAGAUUUUGCAAUUUUCGAAUAACUAUCAAACGAAGUUCAUUGGACUGUCAAUUUUAGAUAAAAUGAUUUCUACGAAAUGGAAGAUGCUUCCUCAAGAACAUAGGAUAGGCAUUCGUAAUUUUGUUGUUGGUAUGAUUAUUAGUUUGUGUCAAGACGAUUCUGUUUUCCAAACACACAAGAACUUAAUUAAUAAAUCGGAUUUGACAUUGGUACAAAUUUUGAAGCAGGAAUGGCCUCAGAACUGGCCUGACUUUAUUCCAGAACUAGUCAGUAGUUCGCAGAGCUCAAUCAAUGUUUGUGAAAACAACAUGGUCAUUUUAAAGUUGCUAUCGGAGGAAGUGUUUGACUUCUCAGCGGAACAAAUGACACAGGCUAAAGCGCUGCAUUUGAGGAAUUCUAUGUCUCAAGAAUUUGAGCAAAUUUUUAAGCUAUGCUAUCAAGUGCUUGAUUCGGGUUCAUCGACCUCAUUGCUUGUGUCAGCCUUGCAAUUGUUGUUGAGGUACUUACAUUGGAUUCCCUACAAUUACAUUUACAAUACUAACUUGUUAAACUUGUUAAGCACGAAGUUUUUAGUUUCACCAGAUACUAGGGCUGUGACACUAAAGUGCUUAACAGAAGUUUCCCAAUUAGUAAUUCCAAAAGAUGAUGCAAACAUUAAACAACAAACUGUUGUUUUCUUUCAAAACGCUUUGCAACAAAUUGCAACUAAUGUCAUUCCUGUCACGGCCGACUUAAAGAGUACCUAUACUACUGCGAGCAGCAAAGAUCAAUCCUUCUUGCAGGAUUUUGCAAUGCUUCUAACAACUUAUUUAGCUCGUCACCGUGUUAUUCUUGAGUCCGAUGAGUCCCUGAGAGAAUUACUAUUAACUGCUCAUCAAUAUUUGAUCCAGUUAUCUAAAAUUGAUGAGCGAGAAUUGUUCAAGACGAUAUUGGACUAUUGGCAUAAGUUGGUUUCAGCAUUAUAUCAGGAAAUUCAGGUUGUACCAUAUAGUGAAAUGAAUCCGCUAAUGCAAUUAUCAUUGGAUGUAAGUGCAUCUACAGGAGGUGCUCCAAAUCCUCAUGUUUUGAAAAAAUUCCCAUUGAAGAAACACAUGUAUGACAAUAUAUGUUCACAAUUUAGAUGGGUUAUCAUUGAAUCCAUGGUUAGGCCAGAGGAGGUUUUAAUUAUGCAGAAUGAUGAAGGUGAAAUUGUAAGAGAGUUUGUGAAAGAAUCGGAUACUAUUCAAUUGUACAAAUCUCAGAGAGAGGUUCUGGUCUACUUAACACAUUUAGAUGUCGUGGAUACCGAGGAGAUUAUGUUGGAUAAACUUGCUAGACAGAUAGAUGGUUCUGAAUGGUCUUGGCACAAUAUCAACACCUUGUGUUGGGCAAUUGGUUCCAUUAGUGGUACCAUGAACGAAGAAACUGAAAAAAGAUUUGUCGUGACCGUUAUCAAAGACUUGUUAGCGUUAACCGAGCAGAAGCGUGGUAAAGACAAUAAGGCGGUCGUUGCAUCUAACAUAAUGUAUGUUGUCGGUCAAUACCCACGGUUUUUGAAAGCGCACUGGAAGUUUUUGAAGACUGUCGUUUUGAAGUUAUUUGAAUUUAUGCAUGAAACCCAUGAAGGUGUUCAGGAUAUGGCCUGUGAUACUUUCAUUAAGAUUGUUCAGAAGUGUAAACACCAUUUCGUUAUACAACAACCAACUGAGCAAGAACCAUUUAUCCGCUUUAUCAUUAGGGAUAUACAGAAAACUACUGAGGACUUGCAGCCACAGCAGGUCCACACAUUCUAUAAAGCUUGUGGCAUAAUCAUUUCAGAUGAAAAGAAUCCUGUUGAAAAGGAGAAGUUGCUACGUGAAUUGAUGCACUUGCCCAACAUGGCAUGGGAUACGAUCGUUUCGCAAUCAGCUGCUAACCCAGACUUGUUGGUAGAUCCGGAAACAGUGAAAAUUAUUGCCAAUAUCAUUAAGACUAAUGUUAGUGUCUGUUCCUCUACCCAGGCAGGUUUCUAUUCCCAAUUAGGUCAUAUCUACUAUAAUAUGUUGCAACUGUACAGAGCAGUCUCGUCAAUGAUUUCUGCUCAAGUUGCAAAAGAAGGACUGAUCGCUACAAAGACUCCCAAAGUUCGUGGAUUGAGAACUAUCAAAAAGGAGGUUUUAAAAUUGGUUGAAAUAUAUAUAUCGCAUGCUAAGAACCUUGAGGAAGUUGUCAAGGACUUAGUUCAACCAUUAUUGAAUGCGGUUUUGGAAGACUAUAUGAAUAAUGUACCUGAUGCUCGUGACGCUGAAGUCUUGAACUGUAUGACUACGGUUGUCAGCAAAGUUGGGCACAUGAUCCCAGAAGGUGUAAUUUUGAUUCUGCAAAGUGUUUUCGAAUGUACUUUGGACAUGAUCAAUAAGGAUUUCACGGAAUAUCCUGAGCACCGUGUUGAGUUCUAUAAAUUAUUAAAAGAAAUUAACUCGAAGUCAUUCAAUGCAUUGUUGCAGUUGCCACCAGCUGCAUUCAAGUUAUUUGUAGAUGCAGUUUGUUGGGCCUUUAAGCACAAUAAUAGGGACGUUGAAGUUAACGGGCUCCAAAUCGCCGUUGAUUUGAUUAAAAAUAUUGACAAGAUCAGUCCAUCCCAGUUUUCCAAUGCCUUUUAUGAAAACUUUUACUUUACUUUUGUUAGUGAAGCAUUCUACGUCCUCACCGAUUCAGACCACAAAUCUGGUUUCUCUAAGCAGUCUUUGUUGUUGAUGAAACUAAUUUCAUUGGUGCAAGACAAUAAGAUACCAGUACUACUAUACAAACCCGGUGAGGCUCCUGAAGGCACUACUAACCAAGUAUACUUGGCCAACUACAUGGCUACAAUGCUAAGCGGUGCUUUCCCUCACUUGACACAGGAACAAGUAGCCGGAUUUAUAAAUGCUUUGGUGAAACAGUACCAAGAACCAAUUAAAUUUUCCGGUACCCUUAGAGAUUUCUUGGUUCAAAUUAAAGAAUACGGUGGUGAUGCAACUGACUACUUGUUCGCUGAAGACAAGGAAAAAGCACUAGCAGAAAAGACUAAAUUGGAACAAGAGAAGGCAUCUAAGGUGGGUGGUUUAUUAAAGCCAUCAGAAUUAGAGGAUUAA